AUAGAAUCGGUAGGAGCAGCGUUGGCACCGGCGAACCAUGGCUGGGAUUUUCUAUUUCGUCCUCUUUUCGUUUCUUUUUGGGAUUUGCGACGCUGUCACCGGUUCCAGGGUGUACCCCGCGAAUGAAGUUACCCUAUUGGAUUCCAGAUCUGUUCAGGGAGAACUUGGGUGGAUAGCAAGCCCUCUGGAAGGAGGGUGGGAGGAAGUGAGUAUAAUGGAUGAGAAAAACACACCAAUCCGAACCUACCAAGUGUGCAACGUGAUGGAACCCAGCCAAAAUAACUGGCUGCGAACUGACUGGAUCCCCCGAGAGGGGGCCCAGAGGGUGUACAUUGAGAUCAAGUUCACCUUGAGAGACUGCAACAGUCUUCCGGGUGUCAUGGGGACUUGCAAGGAGACGUUCAAUCUCUACUACUACGAAUCAGACAAUGACAAAGAGCGUUUCAUCCGAGAGAGCCAGUUUGCCAAGAUCGACACCAUUGCGGCCGACGAGAGCUUCACCCAAGUGGACAUUGGUGACAGAAUCAUGAAGCUGAACACCGAGAUCCGGGAUGUAGGGCCACUGAGCAAAAAGGGGUUUUACCUGGCUUUUCAGGAUGUGGGGGCCUGCAUCGCCCUGGUCUCAGUGCGUGUGUUCUACAAGAAAUGUCCGCUCACUGUUCGCAAUCUGGCCCAGUUUCCAGACACCAUCACAGGGGCUGAUACGUCUUCCCUGGUGGAAGUUCGAGGCUCCUGUGUCAACAACUCAGAAGAGAAGGAUGUGCCAAAAAUGUACUGUGGGGCAGAUGGUGAAUGGCUGGUACCCAUUGGCAACUGCCUGUGCAAUGCUGGGCAUGAAGAGAGGAAUGGAGAAUGCCAAGCCUGCAAAAUCGGAUAUUACAAGGCCCUCUCCACAGAUGCUACCUGUGCCAAGUGCCCACCCCACAGCUACUCAGUCUGGGAAGGAGCCACGUCGUGCACCUGCGACCGGGGCUUUUUCAGAGCUGACAACGAUGCAGCCUCUAUGCCCUGCACGCGCCCACCAUCUGCUCCCCUCAACUUGAUCUCGAAUGUCAAUGAGACGUCGGUGAACUUGGAAUGGAGCAGUCCUCAGAACACAGGUGGCCGCCAGGAUAUCUCCUACAAUGUGGUGUGCAAGAAAUGCGGAGCUGGUGAUUUCAGCAAGUGCCGACCCUGUGGAAGUGGGGUCCACUAUACCCCACAGCAGAAUGGCCUGAAAACCACCAAAGUUUCCAUCACUGACCUCCUGGCUCACACCAAUUACACAUUUGAAAUCUGGGCAGUGAAUGGAGUGUCCAAGUAUAAUCCCAGCCCAGACCAGUCAGUAUCUGUCACCGUAACAACCAACCAAGCAGCACCUUCAUCCAUUGCUUUGGUCCAGGCGAAAGAAGUUACAAGAUACAGUGUUGCUCUGGCUUGGCUGGAACCAGAUAGGCCCAAUGGGGUGAUCUUGGAGUAUGAAGUCAAGUAUUAUGAGAAGGAUCAGAAUGAGCGGAGCUACCGCAUCGUCCGGACGGCUGCCAGGAACACAGACAUCAAAGGCCUGAAUCCUCUGACUUCCUAUGUGUUCCAUGUCCGAGCCAGGACAGCAGCUGGUUAUGGUGACUUCAGUGAGCCUCUGGAGGUCACAACCAACACAGUGCCUUCCCGGAUCAUUGGAGAUGGGGCCAACUCCACUGUCCUUCUGGUCUCCGUCUCAGGCAGUGUGGUGCUGGUGGUCAUUCUCAUUGCGGCUUUUGUCAUCAGCAGGAGACGGAGUAAAUACAGUAAAGCUAAACAAGAAGCAGAUGAAGAGAAACAUUUGAAUCAAGGUGUUAGAACUUACGUGGAUCCCUUUACAUACGAAGAUCCCAACCAAGCAGUUCGAGAAUUUGCCAAAGAAAUCGACGCAUCCUGCAUUAAGAUCGAAAAAGUCAUAGGAGUUGGUGAAUUUGGUGAAGUAUGCAGUGGGCGUCUCAAAGUGCCUGGCAAGAGAGAGAUCUGUGUCGCCAUCAAGACCCUGAAAGCUGGUUAUACAGACAAACAGAGGAGAGACUUCCUGAGUGAGGCCAGCAUCAUGGGACAGUUUGACCACCCGAACAUAAUUCACUUGGAAGGCGUUGUCACCAAAUGUAAACCAGUAAUGAUCAUAACAGAGUACAUGGAGAAUGGCUCUUUGGAUGCAUUCCUCAGGAAGAACGAUGGCAGAUUUACUGUCAUUCAGCUGGUGGGCAUGCUUCGUGGCAUCGGGUCUGGGAUGAAGUACUUAUCUGAUAUGAGCUAUGUGCACAGAGAUCUAGCUGCGCGGAAUAUUCUGGUAAAUAGCAACUUGGUCUGCAAAGUGUCCGAUUUUGGCAUGUCACGAGUGCUUGAGGAUGAUCCGGAAGCCGCUUACACCACCAGGUUGGGUGGCAAGAUUCCUAUCCGGUGGACCGCGCCAGAAGCAAUUGCCUAUCGUAAAUUCACAUCAGCGAGUGAUGUAUGGAGCUAUGGAAUCGUUAUGUGGGAAGUGAUGUCGUAUGGAGAGAGACCCUAUUGGGAUAUGUCCAAUCAAGACGUAAUUAAAGCCAUUGAGGAAGGCUACCGGCUACCCCCUCCCAUGGACUGCCCCAUUGCACUCCAUCAGCUGAUGCUAGACUGCUGGCAGAAGGAGCGGAGUGACAGGCCGAAAUUCGGGCAGAUUGUCAACAUGUUGGACAAACUCAUCCGCAACCCCAACAGCUUGAAGAGGACGGGGACCGAGAGCUCCAGACCUAACACUGCCUUGUUGGAUCCAAGCUCCCCUGAAUUCUCUGCCGUGGUGUCAGUGGGCGAUUGGCUCCAAGCCAUUAAAAUGGACCGGUAUAAGGAUAACUUCACGGCUGCUGGUUAUACCACAUUAGAGGCUGUAGUGCACAUGAACCAGGAGGACCUGGCAAGAAUUGGCAUCACAGCCGUCACACACCAGAAUAAGAUUUUGAGCAGUGUCCAGGCGAUGAGAACCCAAAUGCAGCAGAUCCAUGGCAGAAUGGUUCCUGUCUGAGCCAGUACUGAAUAAACUCGAAAUUCUUGAAAUUAGUUUACCUCAUCCAUGCACUUUAAUUGAAGAACUGCACUUUUUUUACUUCGUCUUCGCCCUCAGAAAUUAAGGGAAAAAAAAAAAAUCACUACUCGCAGUGUUGCUUGGUGUACAGAUCGCCGAAACUGUGGGGCUACACAGAAAUGACAGCCGUCGUUUGAAAUUAGACCUGGAACAAAUUGUUUCUCAGAAGUACUUUGUCCAUCACCAGUUUGUAAAAUACAUGUACGUAUAUAAAUAGAAACACCACCUCCGAGUUUGAUGCCGCAGUUGCUGCCAGACACUCAGCUUCUCCGAGACGUCCUUGAUCCUCUCUCCAAUGGGAAUUACAACUGCAGUAUUUUGUUUGUGGCGUAAAUGACCGUCAUCCUGCUUUCACUGGAAUGGAUAUCAUGCCCAGGAACAUUGUGGAAGGACUCAGUUGUAGCUUUUAAGGCUUGGUUCAUACCAUAGGAAACAACCUAGGUGAAAACCGUGUGGCUCAUGAGUGUUGCUCCUUCAGUGCUUGGGCCCCCUGUUGGCUUACGAUGACAUAAGGGGCUGGAAAGAAAAAGAAAAUGGAUUUCAAAUAAUAAUAAAUAAUAAUAAAACCCAAGCACCUCCCCAUCACUGGACAGACAAGGUCUGUUUCUUUGGGCCUGAGGCUGUGCCAUAUAAAGUCGUAUUUUGGGACUCUACAAACUUACUGUAACUACCUUAUGGAUAGCGGACCAUGACAAUCUUGAAUAGGGAACUUUCACACUUCCCUCCUUUAAAGAAGCAAACCCAAACCUACAAGGGAGUAGACUCUGCUAUCUUGGCCUCACAGCCCUUCCUGUUGAUUACAAAGCCCACAGAAGAAAACAGAACACACCCUCCUUAGUCCCUUCGAAACCCGUUUCUUCUGCUUCUGCUCAUGCCAGUCCUGGAGCAAAGACACUGAUGAAACAACACCCAGACCCGAGAAGAAUGCAUGGAUGACGUUGGAAUCUCCUUUACCAGUGAAAAACCACAGCCGGGCAAGGUUCAGCACGGGUCCUCCCGUUGCAUUGAGGAAUGUACUGUCUCGCAGCACCAGCUCUGCAGAGCCCUUGUUCCUAAACUCCUCGUGGUUUUAUUUAUAUGUAUUUCCAUAUCUCGCUCCUGUACGUCACUGCUGCCUUGGCACGGCAGCGAGCGACGCAAGGCUACAGGUUGUACCAUGGACACCAGGUUCGGUGCCUCCACACAAAGCAAAGCCAGUUCCCAUGAGCUGCCUAUGAUAUGCAUUGCUGAAGUAACAUUUUACCCAGGGUGUGCCAUUGCCGUGAUAUAAAUAUAUUUUUUUUCCUAGACUAACUACGAGCUGAUUUAUCUCUUUUGAUGUGUGUACAUAGGUGUGAGAGUGCGUGUCCGCGGGUGUAUGUGCGUGUGAGUGUAGGACCUCAUGCUUAGCACUGCCUGGGAAUGUUGUGGAAGGCGACACCCGGAGAGUUUUGGUUUCUCGCCAGUUCAGAGAUGAAGAGCCACAUGAGUUGGUGGACCCGCACGGGUCCCCUUAGAAAGAUAGCCCGGAAAUGUUCAGUGUCCUGUAUUUAGAAGUGUAUUUUGUAGCUGCCACGCUAAGCUUAGUAAGUAAGCCUGCAGCUUAGGAUGGAGGCAUUUUCACCUUGGCGAUGGGGUAAUUUGAGAGUGUCCAUCCAUUCAGGUGACAACCCAUCAUCAAAAUCACUAAUUCCGAUUGAACUUCUCAUCGGAAUUGCCGGUUUCUUGAGGGAGAGAGAGAGAAGGGAAUGGAAUUUGUCUGGUAACCCCAAAUGGAAUAGAGGUAGCCUUUGUUUCCCUGCGUAAAUGGACUCAUUGAAUGCGAACAAAAUAUAUGCAAUUCAUAUACUUCCGGAGGUGAACGUAGACGCGUGUGUCAGCUUUGAGAUGAUGUGUUCUGGAUUAAUACUUUGUCUCUCAAUGUCACAGAAAAAUACAUGCCAGUGACUCUUGAGGUUAGCAUCGUUGGGAUUAAAUGUCCUUAAGUGAUUUCAGGUUCCCCGUAUACAGCAAGUGUUCUACAGUUACCAAUAUGCAGCUAACUCCGACAGUCCUUAGCCUUCUAGGAUCUGAGGUCGGUGUGUGAAGAUUCAGUUCCGAUAGGACACGUAUGCCAAACUUCAGCCAACAUACUGCCGUUUUUCAUAAUCUGAGUGGCUGCCUUGCCUAUUCUAAGCUAUGCUUGCAGAAACUGUGGCCAUUUUCAUAAGCUAUACCAUCAAAUCAGGGAAAAAAAA
Enhydra lutris kenyoni (northern sea otter) is the source of this 5277-nucleotide messenger RNA. RefSeq names its product EPH receptor A4. NCBI's taxonomy places the organism in Eukaryota, Metazoa, Chordata, Mammalia, Carnivora, Mustelidae. Gene Ontology annotation, cellular component: neuron projection; plasma membrane. Bases 38 to 3001 code for a protein of 987 amino acids. Gene Ontology annotation, molecular function: transmembrane-ephrin receptor activity; ATP binding; protein binding. The record is from RefSeq and is a predicted model, not a curated record. The transcript has 19 exons. Gene Ontology annotation, biological process: axon guidance; cell surface receptor protein tyrosine kinase signaling pathway; protein phosphorylation.